UUCCCUCGAACUAUAAUAUCCCAACCAACUGAUCAUUCCCUACUCUCUCUCUCUCUAGCUCUCCGUCCGACCAUAUAGUCGACACAGCAACUGGCCAUCUUUGAGCUUUCCUUUAAGGUUUGAAAUAUUACCAAAUUUAGGCAAGACAUGGCAUACGAGGAACCCAAAAACGUGGAGGCCAAAUUAAGCCAAGACACGGCGGACGAGGAACCCAAAAACGUGGAGGCCAAAUUAAGCCAAAACACGGCGGACGAGGAACCCAAAAAGGUGGAGGAGGCCCAAUCACCCUCGGAGCCUCCGCCAGCGCCGGCCCCAGAACACGUUGAACAAGUUUCCAAAGAUGUCACCGAGGAAAAAUCUGUAAUUCCACCUCCCCCUGAAGUGAAGCCUGAUGAAUCCAAAGCCCUUGCUGUGGCUGAAAAGGGUCCUGAGCAUGCUGAAGAGAAAAGUACUGAGGGUUCUGUCAACCGAGAUGCUGUGCUUGCAAGAGUUGCAACAGAGAAGAGGAUUUCACUAGUCAGGGCAUGGGAAGAAAGUGAGAAGUCCAAAGCAGAGAACAAGGCCCAUAAAAAGCUGUCUGCCAUUGGAGCGUGGGAGAACUGCAAGAAAGCUUCUAUAGAGGCAGAGUUGAAAAAGAUUGAGGAAAAAUUGGAGAGGCAGAAGGCUGAAUAUGUGGAGAAACUGAAAAACAAAGUAGCUCUGAUCCAUAAGGAAGCAGAAGAAAAGAGGGCACUGAUUGAAGCUAAACGUGGGGAAGAUGUUCUCAAGGCGGAGGAAAUGGCUGCAAAAUACCGUGCCACUGGAACUGGUCCAAAGAAGUUUCUUGGUUUUUUUAAGGGCUAAAAGCCACAGGUCUGCUUGAAAUAUGUUUGAAUUGUUUGUAGUUAUUCUUCGCUUGGAGUUCAUUUGUUAAUUUAUAUUUGUUGUUUGUGUAUAUGGCUGUAGAACGGUCGUUUGCAUUGUUGUUUGUUGCAUUGAGAGCUAUUUUGUGUGUGUAUAUAUAUACAUACAUACAUAUAACAUUUGAAGAAAAGCUAA
Alnus glutinosa is the source of this 1038-nucleotide messenger RNA. RefSeq names its product remorin-like. The transcript has 5 exons. Lineage: Eukaryota; Viridiplantae; Streptophyta; Magnoliopsida; Fagales; Betulaceae. The record is from RefSeq and is a predicted model, not a curated record. Bases 148 to 843 code for a protein of 231 amino acids.